Messenger RNA from Stereum hirsutum FP-91666 SS1, 465 nucleotides. RefSeq lists its product as uncharacterized. The record is from RefSeq and is a predicted model, not a curated record. NCBI's taxonomy places the organism in Eukaryota, Fungi, Basidiomycota, Agaricomycetes, Russulales, Stereaceae. Bases 1 to 465 code for a protein of 154 amino acids. The transcript has a single exon.
AUGCUCAAAGAUAACGUUUUGGUCAACGGUGUGGAGAUGAUGGCUUGGCUUAGCUUUGCGUCUGGAACAUUUUGUCAUCUACUUCUCUACGAGAUGAGCAUGAACAUCGGACUUGCCGUCCUGCGAGUGUAUUAUUAUGGUGCGACAUAUACUACAAUCGUCAUAUCUAACACUCAAAUAAGUGUCAAUCAUCUUCGGUGUCUUCCACCCCGGGCUGUUCUUUAUGCGGGAAGCGACCAGCCAGUCGAAAUUCAAGGACUUUCUCCAUCAGACACACGCUUCAAAAUUCUCGAUUUCAUUGGAGAUGUGUAUACAUCAGCUGCGUCCGAGCGGGUCAAACGGUUCGCCGAGCAGAACACUUCGUCAUUCGCGAUUCGCGACCAUCGCGACAAGGAGUUCGACUUCUUGUGCAUCCUCAUGGGGAGAAAGAGACGUCCGAGUAUUUCGACGUUCCGGCUGUUCUAA